CGCUGGUUGGAUCACGUGACGCCGCGCUGCCCAUUCACAGCACAGAGAGCAGCGUGCUACCGGUCACGUGGUAGUAAUGGCUCCGGUGAAGUGGUGUGUGCCCGGGGAGCGGUUGUGUAGUCUGGAGGAUUGUACUCCGGGACACGGGACCUACUGCAAACACGGCUACGUCUUCGCCUCGCUCGCUGGUUACGUGGUGAAGUCAUGUGACAAGGAUACGUCUGUGUUAUCUGUGGUGAGGGACACGGAUUCCCUUCUUCUACCAGAAGUGGGCGUCAUUGUGACCUGUAAGGUGGUGAGCAUACACCAAAGAUUUGCCAAAGUUCAGAUCAUGUUUAUUGGCAACAGAGCUCUGAAGAACACAUUCAGGGGUACAAUCAGAAAAGAAGACAUCCGAGCAACAGAAAAAGACAAGGUUGAAGUUUACAAAUGUUUUCGGCCAGGAGAUAUCGUCAUGGGAAAAGUUAUAUCUCUGGGAGAUUCUCAGUCCAAUUACCUUCUCAGCACAGCAGAAAACCAGCUGGGAGUUGUAGUCGCACACAGUGAAGCAGGGGCGACCAUGGUGCCGAUCAGCUGGUGUGAGAUGCAGUGCCCCAAAACGCACAUCAAGGAACCCCGGAAGGUGGCGCGAGUGCAGCGCGAGUUUCUGCAGACCUAAUAAUGAAAGUGUGGUCACCACUUCACACCCAAUCCUACCCGUUACCACUGUGUGGUUUGUACAUGUGGGGGGGAGGGGGAGAAAGAAAAAAAAAUUAACCCCAUGCCCUAUUUCAAUCCCUUUUAAAUCGUUAGUGUAUUUAAAUCUGCUAACACUCCCUCCCCCCCCCCUUAGACGGACAAUGCUGCUGUGCUCCUUCAUCCGGAGUGGGGGCGCCCUAGUACAGGGGGGGGUGUUAGACCAGAUCCUGGGGUGAAAGAAAACGAAUGCAGCCGCCACACAUCUGAUUGGUAUUCUGCAAUAUAUGACAUUUUUGGAUCUGGGUGAAAUACGGGACUGAAAGCAAACUUGCUAUUUGUCAGUCCUGCCAUCUGAGGGGCGGGGGAAUUGAAAAGGCUGGCAGGUGACUCCUUCGAAAAUAGUUUUUUUUUAGGUUGAGUUGUUUUUACAUCCAAAAAA
Rana temporaria (common frog) is the source of this 1117-nucleotide messenger RNA. It is a transcript of the gene EXOSC1, whose product is annotated as exosome component 1. The transcript is spliced from 8 exons. The record is from RefSeq and is a predicted model, not a curated record. Gene Ontology annotation, molecular function: RNA binding. NCBI's taxonomy places the organism in Eukaryota, Metazoa, Chordata, Amphibia, Anura, Ranidae. The coding region runs from base 77 to 658 and encodes 193 amino acids. Gene Ontology annotation, biological process: RNA processing. Gene Ontology annotation, cellular component: cytoplasm; nuclear exosome (RNase complex).